AGGUGUAUUUGAUGUAAAACAAAAAACUUUAAAAGUUAAAGCAGAUUUAUUAUCUGAUUAUGAGACAUUAGAAAAACCAUUUGGUAAUACUAGAGGAAAUCCUCAUUUCAUUUAUUAUGUUGGAAGAGUUGAUUAUUUAGAAAAAUGGUUAUUGAAAGCUGAAAAUAAAUUUAAUGCAUUG
Molecule: messenger RNA, 181 nt
Organism: Entrophospora candida
Lineage: Eukaryota; Fungi; Glomeromycota; Glomeromycetes; Entrophosporales; Entrophosporaceae
Source: the annotation of a GenBank genome assembly